AUGGCGCCACCUUCGGCUCCGCUCUCUGCGCGGGGACCAGGAGAGGCCAGACCCGGCCGGAGAAGGGGAAGGAGGCCGAGGGCGGUGAAGUUCGCAGACGUGGCCGUGUACUUCUCCACGGAGGAGUGGGGGUGUCUGCACCCCGCGCAGAGGGCCCUGUACCGGGACGUGAUGCGGGAGACCUACGGCCACCUGGGCGCGCUCGGGUGCGCAGGUCCCAAACCAGCCCUCAUCUCCUGGUUGGAACGAAAUACCGAUGAUUGGGAACCGGCUGCUCUGGAUCCGCAGGAGUGCCCACGGGGGGUAGCAGUCCAAAGAAAAACCAGAACCAGAAAGAAGAACGGAGACAAGGAAGUAUUCCCACCUAAGGAGGCACCCCGAAAGGGGAAGCGAGGGCGGCGGCCCAGCAAACCCCGACUGAUCCCCAGGCAGACGUCGGGGGGCCCCAUCUGCCCUGACUGUGGUUGCACCUUCCCUGAUCAUCUGGCCCUGGAGAGCCACAAGUGUGCCCAGAAUCUGAAGAAGCCUUACCCUUGCCCAGACUGCGGGCGCCGGUUUUCCUACCCCUCCUUGCUGGUCAGUCACCGGCGGGCACACUCUGGUGAGUGUCCCUAUGUUUGCGACCAGUGUGGCAAACGUUUCUCCCAGCGCAAGAACCUCUCGCAGCACCAGGUUAUCCACACAGGCGAGAAGCCCUACCACUGCCCUGACUGUGGCCGCUGCUUCCGCAGGAGCCGGUCCCUGGCCAAUCACCGGACCACGCAUACGGGUGAAAAGCCCCACCAGUGCCCUAGCUGCGGGCGUCGCUUUGCCUAUCCCUCGCUGCUGGCCAUCCACCAGCGCACACACACGGGGGAGAAGCCCUACACCUGCCUGGAGUGCAACCGCCGCUUCCGUCAGCGCACCGCCCUCGUCAUCCACCAGCGCAUCCACACCGGCGAGAAGCCCUACCCGUGUCCGGACUGUGAGCGGCGCUUCUCCUCCUCCUCCCGCCUGGUCAGCCACCGGCGGGUACACUCCGGGGAGCGCCCCUACGCCUGCGAGCACUGUGAGGCCCGCUUCUCCCAGCGCAGCACCCUGCUCCAGCACCAGCUCUUGCACACGGGGGAGAAGCCGUACCCCUGCCCAGACUGCGGACGUGCCUUCCGGCGGAGCGGCUCCCUCGCCAUUCACCGCAGCACGCACACCGAGGAGAAGCUGCACGCGUGCGAAGACUGUGGCCGCCGCUUCGCCUACCCCUCGCUCCUGGCCAGUCACCGGCGCGUCCACUCGGGCGAGCGGCCGUACGCCUGCGACCUGUGCUCCAAGCGCUUUGCCCAGUGGAGCCACCUGGCCCAGCACCAGCUCCUGCACACCGGGGAGAAGCCCUUCCCCUGCCUGGAGUGUGGCCGUUGCUUCCGCCAGAGGUGGUCUCUGGCCGUCCACAAGUGUAGCCCCAGGGCCCAAAACUGUAGCGCUAGAUCUGCUCUAGGGGGGGCCAGCCAGAAGGGCGAUGCCCUUUAG
Puma concolor (puma) is the source of this 1503-nucleotide messenger RNA. RefSeq names its product zinc finger protein 689 (gene ZNF689). Gene Ontology annotation, biological process: regulation of transcription by RNA polymerase II. The record is from RefSeq and is a predicted model, not a curated record. NCBI's taxonomy places the organism in Eukaryota, Metazoa, Chordata, Mammalia, Carnivora, Felidae. Gene Ontology annotation, molecular function: DNA-binding transcription factor activity, RNA polymerase II-specific. Gene Ontology annotation, cellular component: nucleus.